AUGCCGUACAAAACAUUAUUUGAAUAUAAAUACGUAUUGACAGGAUAUGCUAAAGACAUGUUCCAUCAAUAUAGUGCUAAAGUUUGUUUGAAACAGUUGUUGAAGCAGGCCUCAAAGGGGGCUUCUACUAGAGCCAGUUUUAUUGUUUCAUUUCACCAGAUAACAAUGAGUAGUAGUAGUCAUUAUUUAGCUAAAGUGUUCAAUUUUUUUGAUCAUAUAUUGGAAAUCUUUGUAGUGCAGAAUUUAGAAAAAAGUGUAAUUUUCAAUUAUUUUUACUAUACUGCAUUUAUUUUGUUAGCAUUCCACUCGACUUUUACCUCUGAAGAUAUCUGGAAAUUAAUGUAA
This is a messenger RNA of Acanthoscelides obtectus, 345 nucleotides long. The record is from the annotation of a GenBank genome assembly. Lineage: Eukaryota; Metazoa; Arthropoda; Insecta; Coleoptera; Chrysomelidae.